GCCCACCACAAAUGCAGCUUUUCCCGAUUCUGUAGCAAUAGUCUCGUUUAAUUCCCAAUUAAUACUAAGGUAUCUAAUUUUAACGUUUCUUUUUUUCCUUCAUCACCUCCACCAGACGUCUCAUGAACCCUGGAUCUAACAUGGCUUGCGGCGCGACGUUAAAGCGGUCGAUGGAGUUUGAGGCCCUCCUCAGUCCCCAGUCUCCCAAGAGGAGAAGGUGCAACCCACUACAGGGGACUCCCAGCACUCCUUCCCCGCAAAGAUGCAACCUCCGUACCCCGGUGGACAGCCCGGGCCACUCGAUGUCUCCUCAGCCUAUCGGAGGCGAACACAGACUCACUCCAGAGCAAAUCUUCCAGAACCUCCGUCAGGAGUACAGCCGCAUCCAGAGGCGACGGCAGCUGGAGGGGGCCUUCAACCAGACCGAGGCCUGCAGCCCCAAUGACACUCCUAGCCCCAGUUCCUCACUUAAUGCUCCCAGCUCCCCACCUGGUGCCUCAAGAAAGGACCAACCCUCGUUCACACUGAGACAGGUCAGCUGCCUGUGUGAGCGCCUGCUCAAAGACCACGAGGAGAAGAUCCGGGAGGAGUACGAACAGAUCCUUAACACAAAACUCGCAGAACAAUAUGAAUCUUUUGUGAAAUUCACGCAAGACCAGAUCAUGCGAAGAUACGGAGCCCGGCCUGCAAGUUAUGUCUCCUGAGCUCACAUCAGUGUGAUCCUGGCUUCCUCUCACAUGAUGGCUGCUCUUCUUCUGCCUCUUUAUUAUUGAUUUUAAAUUUUAUUUCCCCCACCACUCCCUCCCCUUUCCUUCUCCACUCUCAGUUUGGGUGCCAUGGGUUUUCCAGUUUUUAAUCCAAAAAUUAGUUUCCUACUUUAAAACUAUUGCUGCUGGCCAAAUAAUUAGAACUCUGUAUGAAGCCUGCUUUUUUUCAUCCCUUUUUUUUUUCUCCACCUUUUUGCUGUUAACAUCCUUUUACCAGACAUCCUGGGGAAAAAAGCAGAUGUUUGUAAAACAAAAAUCUUUUGCUGGCACUGUAGAAAAAGCUUUAUUGGCUUGUGUGAUUAUGCUGUAUAACCUCCCAGCAGCUAUAUUUAAUGCUUCUCACCAUGUUCCACUUUUCUCUUUCUGGCCCACCUCACCUCCCUACUCACAACUCUUUUCCCUGAGAAUGUGGAUUUUUCUCCCUUUUAAAGAAAAACAAUAAAAGUUCUGUGAUUUAAAA
Molecule: messenger RNA, 1227 nt
Organism: Girardinichthys multiradiatus
Lineage: Eukaryota; Metazoa; Chordata; Actinopteri; Cyprinodontiformes; Goodeidae
Gene: akirin1
Product: akirin 1
Exons: 6
Coding region: 123-704 (193 amino acids)
Biological process (GO): positive regulation of lamellipodium assembly; negative regulation of skeletal muscle satellite cell proliferation; positive regulation of macrophage chemotaxis
Cellular component (GO): chromatin; nucleus
Molecular function (GO): transcription coregulator activity
Source: RefSeq, a predicted model, not a curated record